Lizanozyma spartinae is the source of this 1320-nucleotide messenger RNA. RefSeq names its product pepsin-like aspartic protease. Gene Ontology annotation, molecular function: aspartic-type endopeptidase activity. NCBI's taxonomy places the organism in Eukaryota, Fungi, Ascomycota, Pichiomycetes, Serinales, Debaryomycetaceae. Gene Ontology annotation, biological process: proteolysis. Bases 1 to 1320 code for a protein of 439 amino acids. The record is from RefSeq and is a predicted model, not a curated record. The transcript has 2 exons.
AUGGAACGUGGAUCAGUUCAUGGUCUAAUAAAUGACCAAAAUAAAAUCCAUACUCAGAUAAAGAAAACCAAUCCCAUAAAUAAGAGAUUUCUUUUUGAUUCCACAGUCAGUUCAUGGACUACUACUGCAACAUGCACACUGUAUGGAUCCUUCAACACUGGUUCUUCAGAUUCAUUCCAAGCCAAUAGCUCUGCUCCAAAGUUUCUGAUCAACUAUGCUGAUGGGUCUGAAGCAUGGGGGGUUUGGGGAAGAGAUACCGUCAGUAUUGGAGAUAUUAAUAUCGGCGAUAUGUCAUUUGCUAUCGGCCAACAUUCCACUUCUGAAAUUGGGGUAUGUGGUAUUGGGUUGCCAGGUUUGCAAUCAACUGCUGCUAAGGGGUAUGAGUACCUAAACUUACCAGCCAAGAUGUUGGCCGAUGGUAUCAUUCAAAAGAAUGCAUACUCCAUCUUUUUGAAUAGUUCAAAGGGAACACAAGGCUCUGUGCUCUUUGGUGGAGUUGACCGUUCCAAAUAUAAAGGUGAUUUGGUAACGCUCCCUAUGGUCAAUACAUACUUCACAGGUAAGCAAGUCAGAUCAACUAUUGCCCUUAAAGACAUCACUCUUGCAGUUGGAAGAAAAAAAGUCAAAGUAACAGAUGGUAGUUAUGGAGUUCUAUUGGAUACAGGUGCCACGUAUACUUAUGUUUCCGAGAGUGUAUUCCAUAGUAUUGGAAAGAGCUUAAUGGGUAAAUAUGAUUCUUCCUUAAAUGCUUAUCUUGUUAAUUGUCCUGGGAAGGAUGCUGGAACUAUUAAUUUUGAUUUCAAUGGUAUAACUAUUGAUAUACCUUUGGGUGAUUUAACUACUAGCUUCGCUGAAGACAUUUGUAUGUUGACUAUCUUUCCAAAGAUGGGCAGCAAUUACUUUACAUUGGGAAACAACUUUUUAAGAUACACAUAUGUUGUUUUCGACCUCGAAGACCUCGAAAUCUCAUUGGCAAAGGCUAAUUAUGGAGGGAACCCAGAUAUUGUUGAAAUUUCAAGGUACAUUCCAGGUGCAGCAAAAGCUGUAGGCUAUCUGAGCACUUCAAUUGCUAGUUCAUUUGGUACGGGUACCAUUGUUCAAACCUUGAAGUAUGCUACAGCAAGCGGUUCCAUUGCCAGUAGUGAGAUAAGUGGAGAAUCCACUAGGAGUAGUAGUAGCACCAGCAACAGUAUGCUAUCAACAAGUACAUCAGUAAGUGCAAAGGUACUGUCACUGUCUACAGCUGAUGCAGGGAAUGGAGCAGGGUUACAAGGGAUACUAGGGUUAUUGUUUGGUGUGCUAUUGAACAUUUUUGUGUAG